Adineta ricciae is the source of this 945-nucleotide messenger RNA. The record is from the annotation of a GenBank genome assembly. NCBI's taxonomy places the organism in Eukaryota, Metazoa, Rotifera, Eurotatoria, Adinetida, Adinetidae.
AUGUCCAAUACGACAUCAACAAAGUCGACUCCGGAUCCUUGGAAUAAUAUCAAAUAUAUAAUUUUGCAAACAUGUCUUAUUCCAUCGAUCAUCUGUUCUCUUUAUACAUUGGUACGAUUAUUAUUCGAUCGUAAUCUUCGUACGGCAGUUCAUAAUCACACAUGUUUACUCUUGUUGAUUAUAUCAAUUCUGGAUGCAUUCUUCAAUCAUCCUUUGACGUUAAAUUAUCUGCGUACGAAUCAUGUUACACCAUCGACUGACGCUACAUGUCUCGUGUGGAAUUUUUUCAACUCCAUGUUCGUAGUUUCUACUUACUGGACAAUGGCCUGGGGUACUAUUGAAAAACAUAUCCUCAUUUUUGCACCAACAUUACUCGUUACACAACGAAAACGAUUUCUAUUUCAUUAUUUUCCUCUCUUUCUCACAACUUUCGCUUAUCCAGUAAUUGCAGCUAUGAUAUUUAUUCUAUUUUAUCCUUGUCAAAAUAAGUUCAACAUGUUAUCCCUGUACUGCGGAUUUCCAUGCUCGUUGUCUAUUCGAUCGGUGGCAUUGUACACACGAUUUGCACACAAUUUUAUUCCAGCUUUUACUGUAGUGAGCGCAACAGCAAUUCUGAUUAUGCGUGUGAUUAAACAUAAACAACAUAUACGAACGAAUCGAUUCACUUGGCGACGAUAUCGUCGGAUGUUUAGUCAAUCUUUAAGUUUAUCAAGUUUUUUUCUUGUCUUGACUUUGCCAGCAACGACGGUUAGUAUCGUGCAAAAUUGCUGUCAGGCAACAUUUGCAGCUGAUUUACAAGUAUCCGUUUUCAAUUUUCUCCUUCGAUUCCUUACCAUAUUCAUGCCGUUUAUUUGUCUCAGCUCACUGCCAGAAAUUCGACCAAAGAUGCGAUUAUUUAACAAUACUCGCAUUCGAGCGAUUAUAACACAAAGACAACAAAAUUAA